Nicotiana tabacum (common tobacco) is the source of this 954-nucleotide messenger RNA. The record is from RefSeq and is a predicted model, not a curated record. Lineage: Eukaryota; Viridiplantae; Streptophyta; Magnoliopsida; Solanales; Solanaceae.
AUGUCAAUAAUUUUGGGGGUCAGAGGCAAGGUGGACAACAAUGGGGGACCUCAAAAUCAGCAGUACAGACCAACCCAGGAACAAUACAAUACCAUUCCAGGGAGAGCACGACCACAAGGCCAAGUUGUGCCUUAUCAAAGACAGCAGGGCUACAAUCAGCAGUACCAACAACAGUUGGCUUACCAACCGCCUCAUCAACAAUAUGACAAUAAUAUGAUAGAAAUCAAGGGCAUGUUGCAACAACACAUGGGGACAAAUGGAAAGAUGCAAGAAAAGUUAGCCGCACAUGAUUCGACUAUUAAAGGCAUUGAAACUCAAUUAGGCCAGUUAUCUAUGGCCUUUAACAAUCGCCCACAGAGAACGUUGCCUGCAGACACAAACAUCAAUCCAAAUGAGCAGAAUCCAAAUCAGCUAAUGGCAAUGAGUCUCAGGAAUGGAAAGGAUUUAGACAGAGAGCACGAAGUUGUUCAAUCUAGGAGAGACGUAUUGCCAAGUACUCCAGUGACAUUAGAGACUGACGAGUCAACGGAGCUCACAGAAGUUGUAAUUGAACAGGCACACGUGGACAAAGGCAAGGAGAAGGAAUUUGAACAACUCCCAGAACAGGUGGUGGAAAAGGCUCCUAAUAAAGAAAAGACACCAAGAAGCUAUGCAAAAAUGAUGAAGGAUCUAAUGUCUCGAAAAAUUGACUUCCAGGACCUGUCUACUGUAACUCUAACUCUAACUUGCAGCGAGAUAGUGACAAGGCCUAUGGCUCAAAAACUGUCUGAUCCCGGUAGUUUCACUAUCCCAUGCACAAUUAGAAGUUAUGCUUUUGCUAAAGCAUUGUGUGACUUAGGAGCCAGUAUCAACUUGAUGCAUUUGAAAAUCUACACAAAAUUAGGCAUUGGCAGAGCUAGACAGACCUCAAUGUUGUUGCAACUGGCUGAUCGCACAGUUAAAAAGCCGACAUGA